Molecule: messenger RNA, 2898 nt
Organism: Nematolebias whitei (Rio pearlfish)
Lineage: Eukaryota; Metazoa; Chordata; Actinopteri; Cyprinodontiformes; Rivulidae
Gene: oxr1a
Product: oxidation resistance 1a
Exons: 15
Coding region: 134-2602 (822 amino acids)
Biological process (GO): response to oxidative stress
Cellular component (GO): nucleus
Source: RefSeq, a predicted model, not a curated record
AUGUGUUGCCCGCUGAAGGCCGUCCACGCAGCGAGUUUUAGCCCGUGACUCGUGUUUUACGAUGACCGCAGGUUUCCCAACACUUUGUUGUUAGCUAACCCUGCUAAGCUAAAGCUGUGCAGCGCGAGCGAUCAUGGACUUUUUAUUUUCUGUCGCGGGCAGCGGCGCGAGAGUUGUCAGAGAGGCCAUUUCUCACAGACUCUGGUCCGGACCUGGACAGGAGUCCGUCCAAGAGUCCGUCGUGAUUCAGCAGGACCCCCCUGAAACAAGUCAGGACCGAGAGAACACCCACCACAGCAGGACAGAUACCGGCCAGAAGAAGACCCCAGAAAAGAAGGAUGGGAGGCGCUUAUCAUUCCAGAGACCCAAAGGAACCAUCGAAUAUUCUGUGGAAUCGCGAGACACGUUAAACAGCAUUUCGCUCAAGUUUGACACCACACCCAACGAGCUGGUUCAGCUGAACAAGUUGUUCUCCAGAGCAGUGGUGCCUGGCCAGGUUCUGUACGUUCCUGAUCCUGACUGGGUCUCCAGUGUUGGAAGCUCCCCCUCCCUCAGUCCCAUCAGCCCCCUGUCUCCCACAUCCUCCGAAGCAGAUUUAGAGAAGGUGACUGAUUCAGAUGCUCCCCCCAGACCAGACGGUGUUCACCCUCCGGUGUUCUCAGCCCUGCGCCAGACCAGAGGGGUAUCAUCCACCUCCGAGGAGGAAGAGGCCCUCACAGAGAAGUUCCUCAAAAUCAACUGCAAGUACAUCACUGACGGCAUGGGUGCAGUGAGCGGGGUGUUGUUAGUGACACCCAACAACAUCAUGUUUGACCCUCACCGCAUGGACCCCCUGGUGCAGGCCCAUGGAUGUGAGGAGUACGGCAUCAUGUGUCCUCUGGAGGAGGUGCAGUCUGCCGCCAUUUGCAAGGAAAUCACCGACCCUAAGAUCAGAGAGGCUGUCCCAGAUGACCUGGAGCCUCUGCCAGCUGAGAGGCACCCGUCCCAGCAGAAGGAUCCAGAACAUCGACUGAAGGAGCUGGGAGCUACUGACGGCAGCACCACUGCCCCACGCAGCGCCGGGGGCUCAAUAUCAGAGGAUGUCUUCACAGAAACGGAGCUGUCCCCCAUUCGAGAGGAGGAGCAAGCAUCCAACAAGGACCUCCAGCAGGACAAGUCCUCUGAUGAUUCUACAGAGUCUGUGCAAACCCUUACCCAGGUGGAGGUCACCAGCUCACAUGCCCCGGGCAGUGUCCACAGCUCCGUCAGCCAGCUGGAGGAGCCUGCUGCAGCAAAAACAGAGGACAAUACAACAGACACUGCCACAGUAAAUGAUAGCCAGUCAUCCCCCACGGGGUCAGAUCAGCCCAGUGGAGAGAAUCCCCCAAGCACACCCACUAACGCCACCAGCACCAGCAGCACUAGCCAGGCCCAGGAGCCCAACAGCAGCUGCACAUCUCGCCCAGGGUCUCUAAGCUCAACCACCGCCUCUGUGUCAGCUGCUCCACAGGAGGAUGCCAACCAGGAGACUGAUGUCUCUAAAACGGACACUAUGCAACAAGACAAUGAGGAGAAGGGGAAUACAGAGGAAACACAAAAGGACGACUUACAAAACUCUGCAGAGGUCACAGGGUCAGCUGAAAAGAGGAAGCAUCGCUCUCACAAGUUCCUGUGUCUGCGAGUGGGGAAACCCAUGAAGAAGACUUUUGUUUCCAACGCCAGUGCCUCCAUGCAGCAGUACGCCCAGCUGGGCAAGAAAAACGAGUACUGGUUUGCUGUCCCCCAAGAGAGAUCACACCAUCUGUACGUAUUUUUUAAGCAGUGGAGCCCAGACAUGUACGGCGAGGGGGUCAGAGGAAUGGAUGAAGAACCAGGGUUCAUGGUUGUCAAAAAACACGUGAUAUCAGAAACAUCUGAUGAUGAGCCCGUCACUGAGCUCAACGUCAAAGAAUGGGAGGUAGUGUCUCUGACGGAGUACCACCGUCGGAUUGAUGCGCUAAACAGUGAAGAUCUGCGCUCGCUCUGCAAACGACUCCAGAUUACCACCAAAGAAGAGGUGAACUCCAAGCAUGGCCUGUCCAUCAAAGCUGAACUGGAGCCUGAGACGUUCAAACCCAAUCUCAGAGAAACCAGUGAACUCCUGGAGGUCGAACAGAUAGAAAAGCUUGCCAGGCAUCUCCCACCACGGACAAUCGGGUACCCCUGGGCGCUGGCCUUUGGCACGUCAAAGCAUGGCAUGAGCAUUAAGACGCUGUACAGAGCCAUGCAGGGCCAGGACACCCCAGUCCUUCUGGUCAUUAAGGACAGUGAUGGACAGGUGUUUGGUGCUCUGGCAUCCGAGCCCUUUAAAGUCAGCGAAGGCUUUUAUGGCACAGGAGAGACUUUUCUGUUCACCUUCAAUCCAGAGUUUGAGGUUUACAAGUGGACAGGUGACAACAUGUUUUUCAUCAAAGGAGACACGGACUCUUUAGCGUUCGGUGGAGGAAGCGGGGAGUUCGGCCUGUGGCUGGACGGGGACCUUUACCACGGACGGAGUCACUCGUGUAAAACGUUUGGAAACCCCAUGCUUUCGAAAAAGGAGGACUUCUAUGUACAGGACAUCGAGAUCUGGGCUUUUGAAUAACACAUCGGUCCAACACAGGGAGAAACAAACUGUCCUGCGAAGGGCAAACCCUGGGGGUCCUCCUCCUUUAGAACAAUGGCAGCGCCCCGAACCUACCUGCACACCACCUGGGCUCCCCGUCUGGAAGCCGACUCUCGGAUGCUUGUUGUGCGUUACUACUGCAGUUAAUACGGAGCUUCGUUUUUUCUUUGUGGAAAAUUACCUUUGUGUGUAUCUUGUUACAGCCUUGUGCCGCCUCUUUGCAGUGUAGGGGGGAGUGUGAGGAGAAGUCGAGGUGUGUCACCGGGGUGAAAGGA